GUCAGAAUCUCCUCUAACAGGGCAGCUCUAAAUUGUUUGGAACGGGAAAGCACUUGGAACUACUGCCAACAUGGGGCUGUUUGAAACACCAGUGACCUCAUUUCUUCUGACAAUGUAUCUGUAUCUUAUCAGCACUCAGCAACAUGUUCAUGCUGAAACUUUUGCUGAUAUUGCAUUUUUGGUCGAUGGAUCUCAAAAUAUGGGACCCCAAGCAUUUAAACAGGCACGGGCUCUUAUCUUAAAAACUGUGACAAGGCUGAACAUAGGAAAAGAUGCACACAGAAUUGGGCUUGCUCAGUACAGUCAUGAUGCACAAGUGGAGUUUACUUUCAAUACAUUGAGAACGAAGAAGGAUGUAUUGAAUUACCUAAAGAGGAGGUUCCAGUAUAAAGGUGGAACAUCACUAAAAACAGGCCUGGCUUUGGAUUUUCUGCAUAAAUCUUACUUCACAGCCGACGCUGGAAGUCGAAAAAAUGAAGGCAUCCCCCAGAUUGCAGUAUUAAUUACAUCUGCACCAUCGAACGAUGAUGUUGAAAUUUCUUCUACUUCUUUAAGAAAUGACGGAGUGAUAGCUUUUGUCAUUGGUGUAAAGAAUUCAGACUUAAGCGAACUCCAAAAGGUUGCCUAUCUUGGAAAUGCUCCAUUCGUUGUCAAGAGGGAUAACUUUAUUGGUUUUACAAAUUUAGCAGUGGAUUUAACUAAAACAGUCCAAAAUAUACAAGAAUUUCUAAAGGUGGAAGUGACCAAACCACCAGCAGUGUCACCAUCUAUUCCCAGAAGGCCUUUGGUUCCAGAUGGACCCUGUCCUGCAAUUAAUGUAGAAGACUGCAUCGUUGACAUUGCUGUUGGAUUUGAUUUCCCUGGAUGGUUCGGAUCACAGAAUAUAUUUAAUGGUCAACAACAAUUGCGACUAAGGCUGGACGAAUUUGUGCAGGGAAUUACAUCUGCAAGUGAUAUUAGUUGUAUGUCUGGUGUUCAGCCAGAGAUCAGAGUGGCGUUUUAUGCAAAAAGUGACACAGGCCAGGUUAUCUUUGACACAAAAUUUGAAAACUAUAGCGCUGAAAUAAUUUAUAACCUCACAUCAACACACGCUGUGUCCAAAAUUGAUUUAAAUCUUGAGACAUUGGAGGUGCUGGGGAACAAAUUUGGAGAAACAAGUUCAAAAGCAAAAGUCAUGCUUAUAUUUACAGAUGGCUUAGAUGGCACCAAGGAGAACUUUAAAAAAACAAGCAAGAAUCUGAGAGACAAAGGAGUCAACACCCUCAUCACUGUGGCUUUGGAGGAUAGUCCAGACACAAACGACAUCCGUUUCAUUGAGUUUGGACGAGGAUUUGAAUACAAAAAAAUACUAUCCAUUGAAAUGGAGGAUGUUGGAAGUGCUUUGCGCAGACAAAUAAAUGCAGUUGUAGAAAAAGAAUGUUGCAAUAUCCCUUGCAAAUGUACAGGAGAGCCAGGUGCACGUGGUCCUCGGGGAAACAAAGGAGAUGAGGGAAAUCCAGGCACAAAAGGAUUUCCAGGUUAUCCAGGAGAUGAAGGAGGACCAGGUGACAGGGGCCCAGCAGGUAUAAAUGGAACUCAAGGAGUGGAAGGAUGUCCUGGCUCCCCAGGUCCCAAGGGGAAAUCAGGGUAUCCAGGAGAGAAGGGUAGUGAUGGGGACCAUGGUAUUGAUGGAAUAGCUGGAGAACAGGGAGACCACGGAAAUCCAGGAGCACCUGGCGAAAAGGGAAACGCAGGAAAUCCGGGGAAGAAAGGACAAAAAGGAGACAUUGGUGAACAUGGAACACCAGGUUUACGUGGAAACCGUGGUGAACUCGGCAUCACAAACAAUAUUCAAGGCUCAAAAGGUGAAAGAGGAGACAUUGGACGUCCGGGUGAUCCAGGAGACGAUGGUAAUCCAGGAAAGCCUGGAGCUGCAGGAAAACCCGGUGUCCAUGGUCACAGAGGACCACCUGGUAAAAAUGGUCAGAAUGGAAAACCCGGAAAACGAGGUCGUAAAGGCGAGCAAGGAUUCCACGGUCCAAAGGGACCACCAGGUUCAGCUGGUCCUCCAGGUCUUAAAGGAGAACAAGGAGCCCGAGGUCAACAGGGCCCACCAGGAAGUCCAGGACAGAACGGGCUUGAUGGCAUCAUUGGAUUAAAAGGGCAAAAUGGUGAACCAGGAAAUCGAGGGGAGAAAGGUGAAAGGGGACCAAUGGGACCCCGUGGGCUAAUGGGGCUAGAUGGCAAAGAUGGAAUUGGUCCUCAAGGCAGAAACGGGAGAAAGGGGGAACAAGGACCACAAGGCAACUUCGGCAGAAAGGGAGAAGAUGGACUUCCUGGUCAAAAUGGAGGACAAGGAGCCAAAGGAAUGAGAGGGAACAGGGGCAAUGCUGGUGAUUCUGGUGAUCCUGGUGAACCAGGAGAGAUGGGAUUUACUGGAUUAAGGGGUCCCAGAGGACGACAGGGCACUUCAUUCGCACCAUGUAACAUCAUAUCAACUGUGAGAGCUAACUGUCCUUGCUGUUUACAUAGAAAAGAAGAGUGCCCCGUGUACCCCACUGAACUGGCUUUUGCUCUGGACACGUCCUCAGAUGUCACACUGUCCAUAUUUGAAAGGAUGAAGGGAAUUGUACUUAAACUGCUGCAGAAUAUUAACAUCGCUGAAAGCAACUGUCCCUCUGGGGCCCGGGUGGCAGUUCUUACAUACAGUAAUAUAGCAAGGCCUUUCAUCCGGUUUUCAGACUUUAAGAAGAAGCAGUUACUUAUCGAAGGAGUAGAAGAACUAGCACAUGAGCGAUCAACCAGAAAACGGAAUAUUGGCGUUGGAAUGCAGUUUGUUGCAAGACAUACUUUUAAACGAGUUCGUAAUGGGAUCCUUGUGAGAAAAAUAGCUGUGUUUCUCACAAAUGGAGACUCGAAAGACACCAAUGCCAUUGCUACUGCUGCUUCAAAAUUCAGUGCUUUAGAUAUCAUUCCAGUUGUCAUUUCUUUAAAAGACAUCCCAGAAAUAGAACGAGCUUUUAAGGUCAAUAGUGAAGACAGACCUGAAGUAAUCGUACUGCCAAGUCAGCAACAAGCCUCCGAAGAAAUAUUAAACAGGUUCCUCUGGUGCACAUUGUGUUUUGAUCAGUGUGAACCAAAUGACUUGUGUAUCAGAGGUGGUCAGCCAGUCCCACUCCCAGUGAACUUGGACAUGACUUUCAUUGUUGAUGACUUGCAGCAGAUGGAAUCAACACAGUCCGAAAUAAUUCAGACUUUCUUGACCACAAUGAUUGACACAUUUCUGAGCACUCCAGAAUCUAAAGCCUCUGGUCUUCAUCCCCGGAUGGGGCUGGUACAACACCCAUCAGGUUACACUCCGCGAUAUGGGAAAGAUCCAUUAAACCUAGAGUUUGGAGUUCUGGAUUACGCCACAAAAACUUUGAAGAAGAGACACAUCCAAGAACCAUUCAGUGAGCUUGAGGGCACCACUGGCAUUGCCAACAGUAUUACAUGGAGCUUGAAGAAUUUCUUCUCAAACCUCACAAAUCCACAAACUUACAAAGUUAUCUUCACAAUAUUUUCAGGGGAAACAAUUAUUGAUGAGAACAAAUUACUGGAGAUAUCACAAGAAGCAAAAUGUAAAGGUUUCACACUGUUUGCACUGGCUGUAGGGGAUGUAUCUAAUGUCACAGUCCUGGAAGAGUUUGUCAGUUUUCCUUUUGAUCAGCAUUUGGUUCAUCUGGAUAAGGGUCUGGAGGCUGAAAUCGAAUAUGCACAAAAGUUUGCAGUGGCUUUUCUAAAAAACCUACCAACUGGAAUCAACAGCUACCCCCCUCCAGAUCUAGCAAAGAAAUGCAGAGGAACAGAAUCUCAGGAGACAGUAAAAGAAGCAGAGAAAACACCGUCCAAUUAUUUAGAACUGAUGGUUGUUCAAGAUGAUAUCGAGCAACCUCAGAGUUACACUGACAAUGCCGAUGUGUGUGCACUGAAUCCUGAUGAAGGCAACUGUCACAAUUACAGCAUAAAAUGGUUCUACAGUAACAAAGAGAAGGACUGCAGACGGUUCUGGUACGGUGGCUGUGGAGGAAACAAGAAUCGAUUUGACACCCGAAAGGAAUGCCGAAAAGUGUGUCGAACAUCUGUUCCAUAAAUCCCUUGUAAAAUGCAUUGGUGUUUCUUAAGGCGUGUGCCUGACUGUAGAAUAUAUUGAAACAACGCACCAGGAUAAUUCAAAUUUGUUGCUUGAGUUGCCACUAGAGAAAUAAUGUCUUCAUUGUAACAAAGUCGAUAUUGAUCCUGUUUCACAGUUACAUAGUUUGCCCAAUCUAUUGAUUUUCAUGGUGCCUUGACUUCUAACUGAAAUCAUCUGCAGACAUGCUCAUAAAUGCAAACUUGUGACAUGGUAGCAAAUGACAUUUUGGGUCAGAAACUAUUAGUAUUCCCACUGACCUCAUUUACAAUGCAGUUUCUGCAUUGUGCAAGAAUAAUUAAACCACUCUUUUUAGCUGGUGCCUUUUACAAAAACAAUUGAGCAACUCCAAUGCUUCAACUGUCUAUUUUACAUAUACAAUUUAAUACUGUUUUGGUGCAUACUCUUUGAAGAGAAAUUUUCAACUAUUGUUUUUGUGUAAAUGAACUUGAACAGUAACUUUCAUUGCAUUCCUGAAUAUUAUUUUGCUUGAAGUCUUGAGAUAAAAUUCUUCUCGGGGAGAAUGUUUAAUUAUUUGAAAUUAAAAUUGUAUGUAUAGUACCACGAGAUUCUUGGAGAAGGAAAAGGUGCUGCCUUCUUAAAUUGUGAGCAUGUGAACCAAAAAGAUUUACGGAUAUUUGAACAAUCCUCAAUUUACUUUCUUGCUCACUUAAAGGUUAUUUCUUUGUUAAAAAUCCUAAACUGUAUUUAUCAUGUAAUGAUGCUGCUGUAGCUGCCAUAACUUCGAGAGAAAUGCUGAAGAGAUGCCAUUAUCACCCAGUCAGCAAAUGUCAACAUUGUUCCAUGUGGCAUAGAUUGCUACCUGUUCUUGGGCUAACACACAGUCAAGAACCACAAUUCUCAAGCAGUGGUACAUAUGAUGAAUUAUAUACUCAAGAUUUUACUUGAAUAGGUUUACACAAGGGUUAUUGCGUGCUCCUGACUCUCAUCCUAAAUUUGAAAUGAGGAAGUAUUUUAGAGAUACCAUUGAAUUUGGAUCAACAUCUGCAAUUUUUUGGUUUGAGGAUGUUAAAAUAGGCAUCAGUGUUUGGAAUUUUCACAAAUCUGCACUGCUCUAUAAAUCUAUUCCUUCAUAAUCUGAACUAGAUGGUCUUUGAUCUGUGGGAUCAGUAAGGAUCCCCCUCUUCUCCCAGUAUCUAUCAACAAGUUAAUACCCAACAUUUUCCUUCAAACCAUUGCAGGUCCAAUU
Chiloscyllium plagiosum (whitespotted bambooshark) is the source of this 5360-nucleotide messenger RNA. RefSeq names its product collagen alpha-6(VI) chain-like. Lineage: Eukaryota; Metazoa; Chordata; Chondrichthyes; Orectolobiformes; Hemiscylliidae. The record is from RefSeq and is a predicted model, not a curated record. Gene Ontology annotation, molecular function: serine-type endopeptidase inhibitor activity.